Molecule: messenger RNA, 1523 nt
Organism: Hevea brasiliensis (rubber tree)
Lineage: Eukaryota; Viridiplantae; Streptophyta; Magnoliopsida; Malpighiales; Euphorbiaceae
Exons: 13
Coding region: 135-1331 (398 amino acids)
Biological process (GO): carbohydrate metabolic process; pentose-phosphate shunt
Cellular component (GO): intracellular anatomical structure; cytoplasm
Molecular function (GO): transaldolase activity
Source: RefSeq, a predicted model, not a curated record
AAAACUGCAAAUGAAACAAAGAAAUAUCCAAAAGCUGCAGAGUAAAAGCCCACAUGACUUGCCUCCAUAAGAGAGCAUUAGUCAUCUUCUGCAUAUAAAUUUCUCUUCUCCGAUUCACUCUGUAGCUCAAAGCUAUGUCACUCUCCUUGCAGUCUCCGCCCUCUUCAGCUCUCUCCUCCAAAUCUUCACUUCAGGGAGGACACUUGAGGCUUCUUGGUCGAUCGGGAGCUUCUAAUGCGGUCUUCUUCAACCUCCAACCAUCUUUUCCUCAAAUUCGUGCUUCUGCUGGCUUUUCUUCUUCUCUCGAUACUGGUGCGAGCACUGAAUUAGAUGCUGUAUCUAGAUUCAGUGAGAUCGUUCCUGACACAGUCAUUUUCGAUGAUUUCGAGAAGUUUCCUCCAACUGCUGCUACUGUUAGCUCUUCGCUUCUUUUGGGUAUAUUGAGUCUCCCUGAUACGAUAUUCAGAAAUGCUGUGGAUAUGGCUUUGGCGGAUUCAGGGUGUGCUGCUCUGGAAAAUGCUGAAUUGAAAUUGUCCUGUUUCGCUAACAAAGCUUUAGUUAAUGUUGGAGGUGAUCUGGUGAAAUUAGUACCUGGCCGAGUUUCAACCGAAGUGGAUGCACGGUUGGCUUAUGACACUCAUGGCAUUAUUGGGAAGGUGCAUUCCUUACUGAAGUUGUACAAUGAAAUUAAUGUUCCUCCAGAGCGUUUGUUAUUCAAAAUUCCUUCAACUUGGCAAGGAAUAGAAGCCUCAAGAUUGCUGGAAUCUGAGGGCAUACAGACGCAUUUGACUUUUGUUUACAGCUUUGCUCAAGCUGCAGCUGCAGCCCAAGCUGGUGCUUCUGUUAUACAGAUUUUUGUUGGACGCAUCAGGGAUUGGGCACGCAACCAUUCUGGUGACCUUGAGAUAGAUGCUGCUCUAAAAAGAGGGGAAGAUCCUGGUUUGUCUUUGGUGACCAAAACUUAUAAUUACAUCCACAAAUAUGGACAUAAAUCAAAGUUGAUGGCAGCAGCAGUUCGGAACAAACAAGAUUUAUUCAGUCUUUUGGGGGUUGACUAUAUCAUUGCACCAUUGAAGGUAUUGCAGUCUCUCAAUGAGUCCGUCACUACUGCUGAUGAGAAGUACUCUUUUGUUCAGAAGUUAUCACGGCAAUCUGCUGCUGCCUACAAUUUCAGUGAAGAAGAGGUAGCAAAAUGGGACCAAUUAAGCCUUGCAUCAGCUAUGGGCCCUGCUGCGGUUGAGCUUCUGGCUGCUGGUCUGGAUGGUUAUGCUGAUCAAUCAAGGCGAGUUGAGGAACUAUUUUCAAAGAUUUGGCCCCCACCAAAUGUGUAGAACUUUAUGGUCCAUUCUGAGGGAUUUCUGAGCGAUACGGGUGUCAUUUCUAUCCCCAUCCAUUUCAAAAUGGUAAUUAAGGAUUAUAGUUAGCCAAACUUCUUCUUGAUAAACAAAGUCUACCUCUAGCCAAGUGGUAAGUUUUUGGUGUGAUAAUACAAACUUGAGCAAUGAAUCCACCUUUUGCUAUAA